AUGAAAGACGAGCAACUCCUUAACUGUUCCAUUUCAGUUAUUUCGUACGCCUUGUUUUCGUUUUACAUUGUUCUCAACAAUAAUGUGAAUGUGAUGAUGGUAAAACUUAUAACGCAGCAUGAAUGUUUGAUGUCAAUCUUUAAUCUCAUUCAACAUUCUUCAACCUCGCCAAUCACUAGUUCCGCAUGUUAA
Molecule: messenger RNA, 192 nt
Organism: Clunio marinus
Lineage: Eukaryota; Metazoa; Arthropoda; Insecta; Diptera; Chironomidae
Source: the annotation of a GenBank genome assembly